Rhagoletis zephyria (snowberry fruit fly) is the source of this 2130-nucleotide messenger RNA. The record is from RefSeq and is a predicted model, not a curated record. Lineage: Eukaryota; Metazoa; Arthropoda; Insecta; Diptera; Tephritidae.
AUGGAAUCUCUAAUUCCGACCAUCAACAAGCUGCAGGAUGUGUUCAACACCAUUGGCGCCGAAAGCAUUCAACUGCCGCAAAUUAUCGUCGUCGGAGCGCAGUCUUCAGGCAAGUCGUCGGUACUCGAGUCCAUCGUAGGGCGAGAUUUCCUUCCUCGCGGCUCAGGAAUUGUCACCCGUUGUCCGCUCAUUCUUCAGCUGCAGCAUGUCAAGAAGGAGGACAUGUCGAUUAGAAGCGAAGCUGAAGGCACAGUUGGUCUCGAAGAGUGGGGCAAGUUUCUCCACACCGGCGAGAAGGUCUUUUCAAACUUUGAUAAGAUUCGUGAUGAGAUCAUCGCUGAAACUGAGCGAAUUGCCGGUGCCAACAAGGGCAUUUCUCCGCAGCCCAUCAACCUAAAGAUCUUCUCAAAUCGGGUUGUUGACCUGACGCUGGUUGAUCUGCCAGGCAUCACCAAAGUGCCAGUCGGCGAACAACCUCAUGACAUUGAGGAUCAAAUUCGCUCAUUGGUUCUCAAGUUCAUCACCAAUGCCAACUCAAUCAUUCUGGCAGUGUCUCCAGCAAAUACGGAUUUCGCCAAUUCGGAAUCACUUAAAUUGGCCCGCGAAGUUGACCCCAACGGUGACCGAACACUGGCAGUGCUCACCAAACUUGAUCUGAUGGACGCUGGCACCGACGCCAAGGAUGUCCUUUCUGGCAACAUCAUUCCAGUCAAGCUCGGAAUCAUUGGUUGCGUUAAUCGCUCUCAGCAGGACAUAAUUAACAAGAAAAACAUCGAAGACACUUUGAAGGACGAAAUGAGUUUUCUUCAGCGAAAGUACCCUGCACUGGCUAAUCGAAACGGAACCAGUUAUCUGUCUAAAACUCUCAACAAGCUCUUAAUGCACCAUAUUCGAAACUGCCUUCCUGAACUUAAAACUCGAGUCAAUCUUAUGAUUUCUCAGUUUCAAUCUGUAGUUAACUCGUACGGAAUGUCUAUCGAUGACAAGGGUCAAACUCUCCUUCAAAUCAUCACCAAGUUUGCCUCUUCCUACUGCUCCACAAUUGAAGGCACCUCGAACAACAUUGAGACCACUGAACUGUGUGGGGGUGCCCGUAUUUGCUACAUUUUUCACGAAACUUUUUGCCGCACACUCGCCUCCAUUGAUCCCCUUAGCGGUCUUUCCACUGUUGACAUCCUUACGGCUAUAAGAAACGCGACUGGCACCAGGCCAGCUUUGUUUAUUCCCGAAGUAUCAUUUGAACUUCUCGUCAAGAGGCAAAUUCGCCGCCUGGAAGAGCCUAGUCUUCGAUGUGUUGAACUUGUCCACGAGGAAAUGCAACGCAUCAUUCAACACUGUGGUACUGAGGUGCAGCAGGAGAUGCUGCGUUUCCCCAAGCUGCACGAGCGCAUAAUUGAUGUUGUCACGCAGCUUCUGCGACGCCGUUUGCCACCUACCAACACCAUGGUGGAAAACUUGGUCUACGUUGAGCUAGCUUACAUCAACACCAAGCACCCUGAUUUCACCGAUGCUCAUUUGGUGGGGGAACUGUUUAAGAAAAGAGAGGACUUUGUCAUGGUUUCUAAACCCGAAAAUCAAGCCAUUCAGCAGUACACAAGUGGCAAAGUGGGUGCAGGAGGCAGCAUUGCAGGCACCAGUAGCAUUCCCCAGAAGUUCAAGUCGUACUUGCCCGGCAACAACAACGAGGAUACUGAAUCGCAAAAAUCAGUCAACAGUGAUACCAGUGAUAAUUCAAAUCUCAACUUUGCCGUCAACUCGUUGUCUUCUCCAAUGAAACCAGUCAAACUAUUGCCCGAAGUGCCUUCCAUCACCAACAAUCGCAAGUUGUCACCGAAAGAAGAGCACGAUUGCAAAGUUAUUGAGCGGUUGAUUCGAUCCUACUACAUGAUAAUUCGCAAGAAUAUUCAAGAUUCGGUCCCUAAAGCGAUUAUGCACUUUUUAGUAAACUACGUUAAGGACAACUUACAAUCAGAGCUUGUCACUCAUCUCUACAAGCACGAAGAAUUUGACCUGCUUCUCAAAGAGUCGGAGCAAAUUGCUCAACGUCGCCAAGAGGCAUCGGAAAUUCUGAAGGCGCUGCAGAAGGCCAAUAUUAUUAUUGGGGAGAUCAGGGAGACGCGCAUUUGGUAA